Clunio marinus is the source of this 198-nucleotide messenger RNA. Lineage: Eukaryota; Metazoa; Arthropoda; Insecta; Diptera; Chironomidae. The record is from the annotation of a GenBank genome assembly.
AUGGUUGAGAAAGAGUUAAUUAGGCUAGAUGAGACAAUUUUCUGGCUCAACAAAAAUAGAACUGUUUUACUCAGUGUGAAUACAUUGCAGAUAUUAAGCUCAUUAUUACCAAGAAUGAAGCUGGGAGCAAAGGAAGCAGAGGCAGAAAAGGAUAAUUGGAUGUUAAUAACAUCAAUAAAGCUUUUGAGCGUUACAUGA